Molecule: messenger RNA, 1367 nt
Organism: Orbicella faveolata
Lineage: Eukaryota; Metazoa; Cnidaria; Anthozoa; Scleractinia; Merulinidae
Product: casein kinase I
Biological process (GO): protein phosphorylation
Molecular function (GO): protein kinase activity; ATP binding
Source: RefSeq, a predicted model, not a curated record
GUUAUAUCCGGCAAAACCGGAAGUAAGAAUAACCUCUACCCUUUAUGCUUUGCGCUACCCCUUGGCUACCCACGUCACAUUCACUGUUUUGAGUUGUUGGUGUUCGAGAAUGGCGUGUGUUGGGUGGAUGGUUGGCUAAUUGCACGACAUUUACUCCCUUCAUCUUCUCAUAGAAUAGAUUUGUACGCCAUGGCUAGCGGUAGCAGUAGUAGUGCAAGGUCUGAGUUCAUAGUUGGAGGCAAAUACCGCCUUAUUCGCAAGAUUGGAAGCGGUUCUUUUGGCGACAUUUACUUAGCAGUAACCUCGAAUAACGCAGAGGAAGUGGCAGUGAAGCUCGAGUCCCAAAAAGCCCGUCACCCACAGCUUCUUUACGAGUCAAAGCUCUACAAAAUCCUUCAAGGUGGCGUGGGAAUCCCUAUCGUUCGAUGGUAUGGCCAAGAAAAAGACUACAAUGUCCUGGUUAUGGAUCUUCUUGGGCCGAGUUUGGAGGAUCUAUUCAACUUCUGUUCGCGUCGCUUCACAAUGAAAACAGUUCUCAUGCUUGCGGACCAAAUGAUAAGUCGGGUCGAAUACGUGCACAACAAGAACUUUAUUCAUCGAGAUAUCAAGCCUGAUAAUUUCUUGAUGGGUGUUGGCAGACACUGCAACAAGUUGUACUUGAUUGAUUUUGGUUUAGCAAAGAAGUAUCGAGAUACAAGAACGAAACUUCACAUACCAUAUCGCGAAGACAAAAACCUGACGGGCACGGCUCGCUAUGCCAGCAUCAAUGCCCACCUUGGCAUUGAACAAUCACGAAGAGAUGACAUGGAGUCGCUUGGCUAUGUCCUUAUGUACUUCAAUCGAAGCAGCCUGCCGUGGCAGGGCUUAAAGGCGGCGACGAAGAAGCAGAAAUAUGAGAAAAUUAGCGAGAAAAAGAUGUCUACCCCGGUGGAAGUCCUUUGCAAAGGUUUCCCAGCCGAGUUCGCGAUGUACCUCAACUACUGCCGCGGACUUCGCUUUGAAGAAAACCCCGACUACAUGUACCUCCGGCAGUUGUUCAGGAUUUUAUUUCGCACUUUGAACUACCAGUACGAUUACAUUUUCGACUGGACAAUGUUGAAACAGAAAGCUGCGCAAGCGACGGCGGCGACCACGACAACAACGGGUGGAGUACCCUUCACUGCAACGAAAAAAACCGACCACCCCCACGCCGCCUGCCACCAUUCUAAAACCAAAGGCAACGUCUACGAUGGUUUAUACGAGUAUUAACUCAAACUGUAAACGCUUUGGUGGCAGAAAUUGCCGAGUACGCAGCUUCAAGCGAAGGAAUCGCUGAUUCAUGUAAUCUUUCGUGUCGAAAGAACGCAAUAACACCGCGUGAUUACUAA